CCCGGGAGCCGGCUGGCGCCCGCGGAGCUGCGCGCGGCACGGUGCAGCCUCGGCUGCCGUAGCCUGACAGCCGAUCCGACACACUAUCGUAGAAACAUGGUGUGUUCGGUGGGAGAGGGGAGCGGUGCCAGUCCCGCGGGAGGACCUGACGAGGGCUCCGGAACCCCCAGCCCGCCGAGAAGAAGGCGGGCGCGGUCAGGCCGCGCUGUUUCUUUAAGACGGUGUUCCUGCUAACACCGACGGGCUGCUGGAGUGGUGAGACCAAGCAAGGUCAAGUUCCCAAGGGAGGAGAGGCCCCCUACCUGGCCUCUGCGUCUACCGCGGCAUAGUUCUGCUUGACUCUAGAUGCGGAGGUCUCCAUGGCUGUGAUAAGCCUUCUGUUCUUGGCAGUGAUGUAUGUUGUUCACCACCCCUUGAUGGUCAGUGACCGGAUGGACCUGGACACGCUUGCCAGAAGCCGGCAGCUGGAGAAGCGAAUGAGCGAGGAGAUGCGCCAGUUAGAGAUGGAGUUUGAAGAGAGGAGGCGGGACGCUGAGCAAAAGCAGAAGGCAGAGAAAUUCUGGAGAGGCGACCAUGACGAGGAGGAAUUAGUGCUGGGCAAGAAAGACAUGGGGUGGCUGUUCCAGGCCAACCGGCCGGGCCCCCUGGGCUGGAUGCUGGGGAACCUGUGGAACGCCGGCCUCUUUUGCCUCUUCCUCAUCUUUGAACUCGUGCGACAGAACAUGCAGCACGAGCCGGCCUAUGAUUCCAGCAGUGAUGAGGAGGAGGAGGAAGUGCGCCUGGUGCCUGUCACCUCCUCCAACUGGCUCGCUGGCUUCCCUUCCCGGGACACCCUGGAGUCCUUUUAUAAACACCGCGUCCAGAACGCCAUCCGGGACUUGCCCUGCACCUGUGAGUUCGUGGAGAGUUUCGUGGAUGACCUCAUUGAGGCCUGCCGGGUGGUGGGCCGCCGGGAGGCUCACCCACAGUUGGAAGACUGCCUGGGCAUUGGGGCUGCCUUUGAGAAAUGGGGAACCGUCCAUGAGACCCAGGCCUUUGACAUCCUGGUGCCCAUUGCUCCCCCGCAGGGCACGGUGUUUGUGUUGGAGAUGCGGGAUCCGGCCCUGGGCCACCGCUGUGGCUCUGUGCUGGUGGAGUCUGAGUGUGCGUGUAAGCACGAGAAGCUGCUGGGGGAUGUGCUGUGCCUGGUCCACCACCACCACCGGGAGCACCCUGCCCACUCUGGCAUGUGCAGCAGCGCCACCAAGGCAGCGCUGUGCACUGCCUCCUACUUGGACGUCUACAAGACCGUCCAGUGGUUCCAGAAACUGCUGAGCAAUGCCUGGGCCCUCGUGGCCCACAAGUAUGACUUCAAGCUCAGCCUCCCGCUGUCCACCACCGCCUGCAACCUCCGGCUGGACUACCGCUCAGGCCGCUCGCUCUCAAUCCGCUUGAUUUUGGGGGUGCAGCGGGAAGACACCUUGGUCUACCUGGUGAGUCAGGCUGCCGACCAGGAACAGCUCACCAGUGUGGACUGGCCCGAGUCCUUCGCGGCGUGUGAGCACUUGUUCCUGAAGCUGGUGGGGCGCUUCGCUCCCGAGAACACCUGUCACCUCAAGUGCCUCCAGAUCAUACUCAGUCUCCGGGACACAAAGGACUUGCCUCCCGGAUCGUCCCCUCCCAUCCUCACCUCUUACCACUUUAAAACGGCACUCAUGCAUCUGUUGCUACGACUGCCCCUGACAGACUGGCAGCCAGACAUGAUUUCCCAGCGGCUCCAGGACAUCCUUUGGUUUUUGGGCCGGGGCCUCCAGCAACGGUCACUCCAUCAUUUCCUCAUUGGGAACAACUUCUUGCCCCUCACCAUCCCUAUCCCUAAGACAUUUCGGAACGCGGAGCCAGUCAAUCUCUUCCAGCAUCUGGUGCUCAACCCCAUGGCACAUUCACAGGCAGUGGAAGAGUUCCACAGCCUUCUGACCCAGGUGAAAACUCUGCCUUGUGCCCACUUGGCUGAGGGAAUUUAAUGUAAAGACCAUUAAAGGGGGGAGAAAGUAUUUCUGACUUCUCAGACUGUAAGAGAUUUUUUCGGAUACAUCAGUGGUAUUUGGGAUCUUCCCUUUGCCAGUCAGGGCUUUGACAGCUUAAGAUACCCUAAGGAGUAGUUAGGAGGAGGGGGCCCACCCAGCAGGGCCUCGGCCAAGGUGGGUCCUCUGAGGUAUCUCCUGACUUCAGUCUAGGGAAACCUUUGUUCUGUGAGGAUCUUGUUUCUCAAGAGCUGUGAUUCAGAGGGAGCCUGUGAAGUUGUAUUUUGUUUCAACACUGGAAGUAAAAGACAAUGAGAGAAUACUUCCAUUCUAGUUUAUUUCUUCUUGUGAGUGAUUCCUAACACAUUCCUGUCAAUUGGUUUCCUUAUAAUUCCAUGUUCAUUAAUUUAGUUCACAUCCAAACUAAUGGCACUCCAUUUUAUCCCAAAUACUCUGAUGCCAACUUCUUAUAUUUUAGGAUGUAAUUUUUCAGACUACACAUCUGAAGAUUGAAAACCAAGAUGUUUAUUUUCCAUUUUCUUAAUUUAGUUUAUUUUCAUAAAAACAGCGCUUAAAAUUGCAGUUAAUAGAACUUCUUAGCAUUGCACAAAUACUAAGUGGACCGGCUCCAAGUGAAAAAGGAAUCAAGAUAAGAUAACCAGUUUACUGUAAUUAACAAAUGAGCUAAUAUCUGUGUUGACUUUAUCAGAACCCAGAAGAAAGAUUAUACGAUCCUUAGUCAAGGACAGUACUUCUGGGGUCUCUGAAUAGUCACUGUUUCUGGGGGUUAGGGGGGAGGGUCCUUUUGUUUGUUACAGCUGUGCUUUGUCAAUCGGAUAAUGUCUUUGAUUCUCUUCAAAGAUGACAAAGAGGUUCUUUGAACUAUGAUCGAGGUUCUGCAAAGCAGGUUCAUCACAAUCCAGGCUCAGUGCCAGGGUAGGGCAGGAAGGGCUGUAAAACAGUCCAGCUCUAACAAAGUCACAAUUCUGGAGACAGUCGUGGUGUGUUGUCUUCUCCUUUCAAAACUCUGGGUUUCUUUCGUAGUGUUAAUUACGUGACUAUCAUGGUGGGUGUGGUUGUUUCGGACAUCCCAGUGCUGUUCCUGACCAGCACCGGCACCGCUUGGGAGGAGAACGUGGCCUCACAAUGAACUUGACCGAAGCAGGAAUCAGAUGCUGGUCUUUAUGGGUUUUGCUGUAGAAGUUUUGCACCGUACCUUGGCAGAAACUGAUUACUGGUGUUCCAGAACCUGACGCCAAUCAAUAGUUGCGGCUCCUACUGCACAAUAGCUCCUGGGCUCCUGUGCUGUCAAGUUAAGAUCAGUGAGGGUGACUUAAUUGCUGGUGGGGCUUGGGGGUAGUGAAGACAUUUUUUUUUGUUGUUUGUUUUAGAUGUCUUCUGGUGUUUCAGUUCCCUGUCAAUAAAGGAGGCUAUUUUCUGUAAAGCUGGAAUCUGUUCAAUGACACAUACAG
Sorex araneus (European shrew) is the source of this 3475-nucleotide messenger RNA. It is a transcript of the gene ITPRIPL1, whose product is annotated as ITPRIP like 1. The transcript is spliced from 3 exons. Gene Ontology annotation, cellular component: membrane. The record is from RefSeq and is a predicted model, not a curated record. Lineage: Eukaryota; Metazoa; Chordata; Mammalia; Eulipotyphla; Soricidae. The coding region runs from base 360 to 2003 and encodes 547 amino acids.